GGGGGCCGCGCGCGGAGGGUCGACAUCUUUGUGUAGCUGCGGGGCUAGCUCAGUUAGCUUGGGCGGCUAGCGGAGGGGCUAACACGGCCGCCGGCCGAGGCUGAUUGCGGGAAGCAGUCCGCGUCUUGCGUCUGCGUACAUUUGAGAUAACGCCUCACAGGCCAACCUGCCAGGGCGUGGCCCGAUUGGCCGUUGGGGAGAAGAUGGUCGGCGUAUUCGAACUGAUGAGCAAAGACCCUCUCAAGCGAAAGCCCCUCCCACCCGUCCCUAUAGGCUCACCGACGGCGGUCGCGCCGUGGCGACUCCACCUGAAAUCUGCCAGAGUACUAUGCGCAUUGCAUGAUAUGAGUCGUGCCAAGGGGUUCCCCUGUAAAGAAUGUGAUAUGGUCUGCCCCAGUACUCCAAGUCUUCUAGAACAUUGAAAAGCACAUUACCAGCAAGGAGAAAGUGCACUGUUUGAGUGUGAACAGUGUGGAAGAAUUUACAAGCACGCCGCUAGUUUGGCCAACCAAAAGUCCCACGAAGUGGGCUCCUUCCAGUGUCCCGUCUGCACCCGCACCCUGCCCAACGCCGUUGCUCUUAAAAAUCACCUUCGCAUACAGACCUUGUCCCCGAGUAGCGCUCACAGAGCCGAAGAAGAAACGAGGAGGUUUCCCGAGGAAGGAGGCCCUACAAAGGGACUACGCCUCGGCCAGGAGCUCUCGGACGGCUUCGGACGCUCUCCUUGAACAAUAGCGCCCUGCAGGCCACGAAGGUACCAAAGUUUCCCCCGAUCGGACGACGCCUGGGACCGGCCGUUCAAGUGCGACCAGUGCGACAGAACCUACCGUCAUCACGGUAGCUUGGUAAACCACAAGAAGUGCCACCAGCAAGGAAGCUUCAAGUGCUCUGUGUGCUUCAAACAAUUUAGCAACCUGGCUGCCCUCAACAGCCACGAGAGGACUCACUCAAAGUUCAAGAGCCCCGCAGCGUCCAUGGUGAGCGGCGGAGGCGGCCUCCACCAGUCUGAGCGCGGUGGGGGCAGCGGCUCUCAGGCCACCCAGAGUGACAACGCCAACUCCUGCUUCUUCUGCCACCUGUGCCAGAUUGCACUCCCCAACAAGGCCGAUUUCCAGGAGCACAUUCUCCUUCAAACAGCACCGUCGCCGUCCCUCGGACUGUCCCGAAGCUUUCCCGGCAUCAUGCCUCACAAUUUGAGUGCAGUGCGAUCGCCGGCAUACACUCCAGCUCGGGACCCUCUACCCCUCCCGCCUUUGCCCGGUGAAAGGGGUCCCUACGACCCCAUCAUGGGCCCUCCCGUCAACAAUCCCAUAUAUACGUGUGCGUACUGCGGAGCGGGACAUCCCGACCUGAGACCCUUAAAGUACACUAUCCUGACGCCACGACCCCCACCCCCAUCCCACGGCCAGGACAGCUCCAUACUCAACUCGGAUUCCCAGGGCUCUGUGUCAUCUUCAUCGGGAAGCCGCGUGGCCCAGGCCGGCUCUCCGGAUGACGGCGAACGUCGCUUCAAGUGCGGCGAGUGCGGCAAGAGCUAUCGGCACGCCGGCAGCCUGGUCAACCACAAGCGCUGUCAUCAAACGGGCCACUAUCAGUGUAGCGGUCUGCUGUAAGCAGUACCCUCAUUGGCGGCGCUACACAGCCACCUGCGAAGCCACAAGGGCCGCUCCUCCAACCAGCCUCUGGGUGACGGGAACGACUGGUUAUCGCCGGAGCCGCUGACGUUGGACUCUCAGCAGAGCUACGUGCAGGAGAGCAGCGGCGCCACCACGCCCAUCUCUCUGCCGGGAAACCUCACGGACACUGCCCACUUUGUACCGGACGGCGGUCACAGCAACGCUUUGGACUCGCUGGAGUUCCACGAGCGCUUCGACGGGGGCUCCGCCCACCGGCAGGCCGACCGCCACGUGUGCGCCGACUGCGGUGAGAUGUAUUCCGACGUGUCCGGUAUCAAAUCGCACAUGUGCUCCCGCCGAGGUCAAGCGCCGCCACAGCAGCAGAGUAACAUGUCCAACGGUUUUAUCGGCAACAUGAACUACCACACCUCUAGUAGCAGCUCCAUGCAGGCCUCUGGCGGUCUUAAGGAAGGGACCGGUCAGCGGCAGUACUCCCAGACCGGAGGGAAGAGGAUGGCAAAUCCUGACAAGGAUGACGACGACGGAGAAAUCUACCAGUGCUCCGUGUGUGGGAACCAUUACGCCAGCCUACGAGCCCUGCGUAGCCAUCUGCGAAGUCACGCCAAUAAUCCCUCCGGUCCCGGACCAUCUAGUCUGGAGCAGGACUGGCGGAUGAUCUGCUCCACAUGUGGUCAAAGCUUCUCCAGGAAGCAAGACCUCCUGAAUCACCAACUAGUCCACGGUCCGCAGAGACCCGAUGACCAACAACAGGGCAUCGGAGCUGCUUUCGGCCAACGCGGUGACAAGAUGGACGGGCGCAACCACAUUUGCGUGGACUGCGGCAUGUUCUUCGCUGACCGUCACCACCUGAUCACCCACCUGUGUCCCGGAAAGAAUCGGGCCGGCUCGCUCAGCAAGCAGGGCCUCAACGGAGCCAAAGGGAUGUCCGGAGGCGAGGGCAUGGGCGGCGGGGUCGCGGGCGGAAGCCGUGACCUCGGUGGGAAUGGCCGACGGCCAAUGUUGGACCAAAGUGACAAACCCCACAAGUGCGACCAGUGCGGGCGAGGCUACAGACACCCGUGUUCCCUGCUCAACCACAAAAAGUCUCACAAGACUGGCGUCUUCCGCUCUGUAUGUCAGAAGCGUUACUACAACUUGCUGGCCCUCAAGAACCACCAGAGGACUCACUUUGACCUCAAAAGGCACAAGUGUGAAGAAUGCGGGAAGGCCUUCAAGAUCCAAAAACAGCUGAUUAAUCACCUCCGUCUCCAUGAAGAACACCGGGCCAAAGGUCUGGUCCGCACCGGCCCCAACGGCUCGCGCUACCAGCAGCCCGGCCCGUCUCAGAUGGCGAGCAUGCGAGGCGAGUCUUCCAAGGGCCCCGCCGUGGGUGUCAAGUACGCUCAGCAGGGCUUCAAAAAGCCCUACUCGUCGGCCGGGACGUCCAGGCCUCAGAAGUUUGACCCGGCGGAGAGCGGGCGGCGGCCUUUCGCCUGCGAGGAAUGCGGCAAGACGUACCGGCACGCGGGCAGCUUGGCCAAUCACAAGAACCUCCACAAAAUCGGCGAGUACCAUUGCAACGUGUGCAACUCCACCUACCCGAAUCGGCUGGCCAUGAAGAACCACCUGCGCCUCCACUUUGCGCAGAAGAAGCACAACUGCCAGGAGUGUGGCAAGGGUUUCCGUACCCAGAGGCAGCUGGCCACGCACACCACGGCAGGCCUGUGCAAGGGCCCGCAAGGGCCCGGAGCCCAGAUGGACUUUGAGUGCGACGGCUGCUGCGAGGGCUUCUCGUCGGCCGAGCAGCUGGCCGCAGCACGGACUGCCCGGCCCCAGCACAUGCCGUCCUCGUCGUCGGCCACAGCUUCGGCCAACGUCAGCGUAGAGAGGAGCUCUGUGGACCUGGACUCGGAUGAGAGGCCUUACGCGUGCGACCUGUGCAGCUGCGCCUACAAGCACGCCAGCUCUCUGCUCAACCACAAACACACGCACAAAACGGGCGACUUCCGCUGCAACUUCUGCGAUAAGCCCUACACCAACUACAUGGCUCUGCGCAACCACAUGCGCAUCCACCAGCGCAAGAAGCACAUCUGCCACACGUGCGGGAAAGCCUUCCGCCUGGCCCGCUUUCUGCGCAACCACCAGAAAGUCCACGAGGAGGGCGCCACGCCCUGCUGCCCCACCUGCGGCAAGAGUUUCCAGGGCAGGUCCGGACUGGCUCGACACCGCUGCGGCGACAACCAGGUAGGCCUGGACGUCAGGAGGAAGACGCCCGGCGGCACGGGAGAGGGUGACGAGUGUCGCUACACGUGUGACCAAUGCGGACGCUCCUACCGACAUGCCAGUUCCCUCCUCAACCACAAGAACACGCACACGCUCGGCAUCUACCACUGCGCCGUGUGUCUCAAGACCUACAACAACCUCCUGGCCCUCAAGAACCACCGCCGCAUCCACUCGGAGAUCCGCCGCCACCACUGCCACGACUGCGGCAAGACCUUCCGAGUGGCCUCGCAGCUCUACAACCACCGGCGGGUCCACCAGAAGCAGCGGGAGCUGACCUGCGCCUCCUGCCGCCGCGCCUUCCCUACGCAGGCCAGCUUCCGGCUGCACAUGGAGAUCAGCCACGGCCAAGCGCCCCUGCGGCCCCCGCCCCAUCGCCACCGGCCGGGCUGGGGCUCGGGCCUUGACCUCACCUUGAUGCAAGAGCAGGGCGCUGGCGCCGCAAACCGGGUCCGCGCACGGCAGGCGUUAGCCAAGGCUCACGUGUGCGACCAGUGCGGCCGCUCCUACCGCCACGCCAGCUCGCUGGUCAACCACAAGAACAGCCACAAGACCGGAAGCUUCUUCUGCAACUCCUGCCACAAGCAGUUCCCCAACCUGAUGUCCCUCAAGAACCACCGGCGCAUCCACACCGAGCCCAAACGCUACCAGUGCCCCGAGUGCGGCAAGUCCUUCCGGGUGUCUACGCAGCUCAUCUGCCACCGCCGCAUGCACACGAAGGAAAAACCCUUUACGUGCUCGCAGUGUGACAAACGCUUCUCCUCCAAGUCCAACCUCAGGCACCACAUGAAGGUCCACUGGGCCGACAACUCUGCGGCGACGCCCCGCAGGAUUGCCGGCCCGCCGCCCAAUUUUGGUGGCGCCUUUAUCUGAAUUUAGCUUGCUAGCGGGGCUCGGUGCACCAGAGACAAACACAAACGCGCUCUGGCCGAAGCUAGACGUGUGAACGUGCUCAAACGCGCUUCCUGGACACACACACACUCAGCGAGACUCAAGUGACAGAUUGGCGGAGCUAAGGCAAGGUGCUUGAAGAGGCGGGACUUUGACUUUCAUAUACCCUCUGCCCGUAACGCUUGUGGCCUCUGCAUUUUGGACGCUGUCUCCCGCAAACAGGAUUGGCCCACGUGCGAGUGGGUAAUGGGCGUGUCUGUCAGGAAGAUCCGCCUCCUGAUUGUGUAGGAUAGUUAGCGUGUUAUCAAUACACGUAUGUAUCGUACGUGUGUGUAGUAGCAGCAGCGCUAGUGUGUAGAUGUCUUUAGAGCUGUGAUGUCCCAUAAUCCUUCUGGUCCCCUGUGCUAAAGGGACCUUUGUAUCUCCUAGCGUAGCUUUUGCCGUAUUUAUUGAUUGGACGCUGAGGUGCUAGUUAGCGUCAUGAUGUUAGCGGGCGCGUUUGACUUUAUGUACGCUUAGUUUGAAGUCACGUGACUUUUCUAACGUCUUUUGAUAACUUGUUAACUUGAAACUGCUGAGGACUGAAAACAAAACGGACGACAAAUGUGCGUCGUCCAUUCACUCGCACGACGACCGUGUGCAAAUGCUGGAUGUCAUUCAACGAGAGAGGCGUGCGUGGAAUUUCUAAAUGAAAGAAGUGGACUGACUGGCCUCCCGGGAACCCGUGUCCUUAACGUUAUUGUUUUAAUAUUGAUUGUGCUUCUUUUUACACUUGUAUGACGAGUCUUCGCAUGUCACUUUGUACUUUGUAUUCCGUGUUUUGACAUCAAACUCGACUGUAAACUUCAUUUACACGCAUUAAAAGACUUCCACAAACAC
Messenger RNA from Syngnathus acus (greater pipefish), 5666 nucleotides. Its product is annotated as zinc finger protein 646. The record is from RefSeq and is a predicted model, not a curated record. Lineage: Eukaryota; Metazoa; Chordata; Actinopteri; Syngnathiformes; Syngnathidae.